Molecule: messenger RNA, 4121 nt
Organism: Limulus polyphemus (Atlantic horseshoe crab)
Lineage: Eukaryota; Metazoa; Arthropoda; Merostomata; Xiphosura; Limulidae
Product: diacylglycerol kinase eta-like
Exons: 29
Coding region: 453-3890 (1145 amino acids)
Biological process (GO): lipid phosphorylation; diacylglycerol metabolic process; intracellular signal transduction
Molecular function (GO): ATP-dependent diacylglycerol kinase activity
Source: RefSeq, a predicted model, not a curated record
UGGCGACAGGGGUAGGUCCAGUAGGAAGUGUGUCUGAAAAGUGUGGGUCUGAUGUCCCGUCUGAAGAUUCCUCAGAGAGUGAAGGCGAUGGGGAACCCUCAAAAUCAUUCCAUAGACGGAUAUCUACCUCUAAAGCUAUCAAAAAUGGCGUUUGCAUUAAAGAGGGUUUCCUGGCGAAGCAAACGAGCUCUUUUCAACGAUGGAAAAGAAGAUACUUUAAAUUAAAUCCAAGAAAAUUAUACUAUGCAAAAGAUUCUAAGUCGGUCAUUUUUGAGGAGGUCGACUUGACAGACUUGAGCAUAGCUGAAUGUAGUACAAAAAAUGUAAACCACAGUUUUCAGGAUUGGGUCUCUGGAUUUGAUCUCCCGAGGGAAUGUUGUACUGGAAAAAGAGGAUAUGUGUUGAUAACUCCGUUUCGUCGACUUAUCCUGUGUGCCGACUCACGGAAAGAGAUGGAAGCAUGGAUAUCGGCCCUGAAAAGCGUCGGGAACAAGAACUUUUACGAGGGAGCUGAAAAUCCUGAUUUUAUGUCUGGACAACAUCAUUGGUUUGUUACUUCCCAUGGUAGACCAACCUACUGUAACUUCUGUAGAGAGGCUCUCUCUGGAGUGACAUCUCGUGGGUUAUCUUGUGAAGUUUGCAAGUUUAAAGUACACAAGAAGUGUGCCAUCAAAGCCCUUAAUAAUUGCAAAUGGACAACUUUAUCUACAAUGGGAAAAGAUAUAAUUGAGGAUGAAGAUAUGAACUUAGCAAUGCCUCAUCAGUGGCUGGAAGGGAAUCUUCCUGUUAGUGCCAAAUGUAGUGUCUGCGAUAAAACAUGUGGAAGUGUGCUAAGAUUGCAAGACUGGAGAUGCCUUUGGUGUCGAGCCAUGGUCCACUCAGCCUGCAAAGCUUCAUUUCCUAAACGUUGUCCACUAGGAAUCUGUCAUGUUUCUGUUGUUCCUCCUAUUGCCUUGCACAGUAUUGGUACUGAUGAUGCUUGGGAAGCUACAAGGCCAGUUGGAUGUAGUCCACUUUUAGUAUUUGUUAAUUCUAAAUCAGGUGACAACCAGGGAGUAAAGUUCUUGCGACGUUUCAAACAGCUCCUAAACCCUGCUCAAGUGUUUGAUCUAAUGAAUACAGGACCAGGACUUGGGCUCCGAAUGUUCCAAGCAUUUCAUCCCUUUAGAGUGUUGGUGUGUGCUGGUGAUGGAAGUGUGAGCUGGGUGUUAACAGAAAUAGAUAAGCUAAAUCUACAUAAUCAGUGCCAACUUGGUGUUUUACCUUUGGGAACAGGAAAUGAUCUGGCACGUGUUUUAGGUUGGGGUUCAGUGUGUGAUGAUGACACCCAGCUCCCCCAACAGUUAGAAAAAUAUGAACUAGCAACAACUAGACUUUUAGACAGGUGGAGCAUUAUGACAUAUGAAAGAACAGUUCUUGAACCAGAAACGAAGAAAGUUUCAUCUACAGAGUUUGAUCCUAUGUCAGUGGAAGACUCUGUUGUCACCCAUCUUACCCAGAUCUUACAUUCUGACCAACAUUCCGUUGUGAUUUCUUCAGCAAAGGUAUUAUGUGAAACUGUGAAAGAUUUUAUUGCUAAAGUGGGAAUUGCUUACGCACAGGAAGGGUCACAUGUUGAUGAUUCCAUUACUCAAAAGUGUGCUGUUUUGAAUGAAAAGUUAGAUUCCUUACUAAAGACUCUUGAUGAAGAGUCAAUAGCUUCUUCUUCACCCCCUUCAUCUCCAAAGGAAGUAAUGAGUGAUGUAACUGUUUCACGUGAGGAAGAAGUUGAAAAAGGAGAGAGAGAGGUAACAGAGAAAGGAGAAAAAAGUGCUCAUACCAAAAAGAAAAAGACUGUGUUUAUUCAACGAGAAGCUUUGAUGUCUAGAGCCAAUAGCUUAAAGAAAGCUGUCAGACAGAUAAUUGAACACACAGAAAAAGCUGUUGAUGAGCAGAAUGCCCAGACUGAAGAGCGAAAGUCCCCUGUUAUUGAAGGAAGCACAAGUGAUAUACAUGCAGACUCAAAUGUAGAAGAAACAGUGGAACCUCAGGGGAAAUGGGACAUUCCUGUGUUCACCACUACAUUCCACUCAGAUGAUACAUCUUCAUCACAAUUGUCUUCAUCCCCAUGCUGGAAUCCAUGGGGCUCAUCCAUGGGGCAAAGUGUUGGGGCAGCUUUGAAAAAUACCUUACAGGUUACCUUACCAACCAUUGAGGGAGGUAUCAGUGCUGACAGCUCACCCUGUCCUUCACCUCGCUCCUUUGAUCUCCUUACUCCUUCUCCUUUACAAUCUCUCUGCCCUUCCCCUACUUCACAGCAGGCUCACUCACCUUCUCCUUCUACAGGAGAACUCUCAAUCCCCCUGAGAGGAAUAAGUCCUCUUUCCAUUUCUCCUCUACCCACUGACACAGAAUGUGAAGAAAAAGAUGAUGAUUUUAUGACUCCAGAGAUCCGGAUAGAAGCAGAAAGAGCUUCAUCUCCUACAGCAUCUCGAAGAAUCAGCAGUGGUUCAACUUUUAAACAUAUUGGUAAUAUUGGCAUGCAUUGGGGGGUUGGUGUUGGACUUCCUCUACUUCCCUCAGUUGUUCGAGAGAAGAGUCGCUCCCCAGAAACAGUUCCAGUAGAAAAUAGAGAAUUUCCUAUUAUAAACCCUUUGACUUCACUUCCCAUGUGGCCUAAUCUGAAUAAAGACAGCUUAAUAGGAAAGGUUCUUCUUGCCAAUGCAGAUGCUCUGUGUGCUGCAGCAUCACCAUUAAUGGACAUUGAAGAAAUGUCACUGGAAGGAUAUGAAGAGAAAUGUGUCAUGAACAAUUAUUUUGGAAUUGGUUUGGAUGCUAAGAUUACACUGGAAUUUCACAAUAAGAGAGAAGAACAUCCAGAAAAAUGCAGAUCUCGUACAAAAAAUUUGAUGUGGUAUGGUGUUCUUGGAGGUAAAGAACUAUGGCAGCGCAGUUUUAGAAAUCUAGAACAGAAAGUACAACUAGAAUGUGAUGGUCGACGAAUACCAUUGCCAUCAUUGCAGGGCAUUGUGGUAUUAAACAUUCCAAGUUACGGAGGAGGAUCAAAUUUCUGGGGAGGAACAAAAGAAGAUGAUGUGUUUUAUGCUCCAGCUUUUGAUGAUAAAAUUUUGGAAGUUGUUGCAGUUUUUGGAACUGUACAGAUGGCUGCUUCAAGAGUGAUGAACCUACAGCACCACAGGAUUGCACAGUGUCGUUCAGUGAGAAUUUCCAUCAUUGGAGAUGAAGGUGUACCAGUGCAAGUGGAUGGGGAAGCAUGGAUCCAGCCUCCUGGUUACAUCUGUAUUGUUCAUAAAAAUAGAACUCAAGUAUUGUGCCGUAACAGGCAUUCUGAGUCAAUACAAAAGAUAUGGCAAGAAAAACAAAGAUCUGCAGGAUCAUUAAGAACACUCCAUUUAGCUCCCAUAUCCGAAGAUGAAGCUCAGUGUUUAACAAGUUUUGUGGAAACUGCAGCAUCUUUUGUGAGAAGUGUAAAAGUGGCCUCCAUAUCACAUUCUUUAGUGGAACAAGAUCUUUUCCCUUAUGCCUCCCAUGUAGCUUGUUGUAUGGACAGGAUAUUUCCAGGAGGAAGAAUGGUAGAAGGACCCAAUCUCAGACAACAAGUCAGUGACUUGGUACAAAGUGUUCGUAAGUUGUAUCAGGAGACUUCCAAAUUUCUCCAAGAAAAGUCAGAUGAAGCUAAUGUUAGAACAGAUCUUGAGGAAAGAUUAAGUUCCACACUAGCUGCUAUGAGGUCAGAACUUAAAAAAUGCACAGAAAUCCAAGGUGUAGUUCACUUUUUUGGUAACAAGGAAGAACUUGUGCUUUUUGUUUUUUGUGAAGAAAUCACAGGUAGCAGUCUAAAGCUGAACAAAUAUUUGCCUCCAGCAGUGAUGUCUGUAGUUAACUUGUAAAGCUUUCACUGCUCAUCAGUACAUUUAAUGUAUUAAAUGUUUUAUCUCCGUGUGAAUUAUACAAGGCUUUACAUUUGUUGUGCACAUUCUUGGCACUUUGACUCUUGGAAUAUAUUGAUACGUGAAACAUUUUUGUCAUAUGUUUUCUGUCUGUCUGGCUCCCAUCUCACUCUUCUACAUACAGACAAUCAUUAACUGAUGCAUUUUUGAUAUUGUUACUGGAGUUUUUGA